CCUCCCUCCCGCAGUCACUUGCUCUCUAGCAAUCUAGCCGUCCUGUUAACUCAGCCGCGGCGGCUUCUUCCUCACCGGCCGGUGAGAUCAUCAGAUCACUCUUACACAACUUCAAUUCUCCACGACGUAAUCAUCCUGAGAUUAUAUAGGUUGUGAGGGACAUGAGCCAUGCUUCUUAUCUCACAGUUUGCAAGGCUUUGAAUUUUGGAGCAAGACCGCUGCGAAGAUCAUCGAAUUUUUCUUUUAAGUUGCCCCAAAAGGUUUUUGUUAGGCGGAUUCAAAUGGCAGACAAUAGUCACAACUGUAGCCUAAGAGGCAAGGAGGAUUCAAGAGGUGCAUUGGUUGUUUUGGAAGGCUUGGAUCGUUGUGGGAAGACUACACAGUCUACUAGACUAGUAAAACACUUAGAAAGUUUAGGGUAUUCAACGGAAUUAUGGAGGUAUCCUGACAGGACUACAAGUGUUGGGCAAAUGAUAUCUUCUUAUCUUUCGAACAAAUCGCAACUGGAUGAUCGUACUAUCCAUCUUCUCUUCAGUGCCAACCGGUGGGAGAAGAGAUCAUUGAUGGAAACUAAAUUGAAAAGUGGAACCACUCUUGUCGUUGACCGGUAUUCUUAUUCUGGGGUGGCUUUCUCAUCUGCCAAAGGACUGGACAUGGAAUGGUGUAAGGCUCCUGAGAUUGGGUUGUUGGCUCCAGAUGUUGUUCUGUACCUUGACAUACCACCUGAGAAAGCUGCAGAAAGAGGGGGCUAUGGAGGUGAGAGAUAUGAGCAGCUUGAAUUUCAGAAGAAAGUUGGCCAAAGAUAUAAGGACCUCUGCAGUGCCAAUUGGAAGGUCAUAGAUGCUUGUUCAACCAUGGAGGAAGUUGAGAAACAGUUGCAAGAGAUAGUAUUGGGUUGUGUAAAGACAUGCCAAGAAGGAAAACCUCUCUCAUGCCUCUGGUCUUGUUAAUUUUAUUUCUUCUGAAAUGGUGAGAUGAGAGGAGAAGAGACGGGCUUUGUGCCAAUCAAGGUUGGAAUUCCCCUCACUUUGUUAUCUCCCUCUUCCUAUGCAGAUUUCAGGAUCUCACGGAGUAUGAACAAACUUGUAGCGGUAUUCUAAUGGAUAUUAUAAUCUCUUGUAGUUCAAGACUAGUGUCGUCAGUUCAAUUCUUUUUUUGGUUCUCUUGAUGGUUUAUGUAUCAUCUGCUUGACAGUAAUGAAUGAACAUGAUUACAUUAUAUAACCUUGGCAACU
This is a messenger RNA of Rosa rugosa (rugosa rose), 1234 nucleotides long. Its product is annotated as thymidylate kinase. Gene Ontology annotation, biological process: dUDP biosynthetic process; dTTP biosynthetic process; dTDP biosynthetic process. The record is from RefSeq and is a predicted model, not a curated record. The coding region runs from base 162 to 950 and encodes 262 amino acids. Lineage: Eukaryota; Viridiplantae; Streptophyta; Magnoliopsida; Rosales; Rosaceae. Gene Ontology annotation, cellular component: cytoplasm; mitochondrion; cytosol. The transcript has 7 exons. Gene Ontology annotation, molecular function: dTMP kinase activity; ATP binding.